AUGCCUGUCCUCCCAAAAACAAAUACGACUUACACCGCCUCACGGCAAACCAAUCCCAUGCCUGAGGCAGACGAGCCAAGACUUCAAGCUGUGCUCUUCAAUAUUCUUACUGUCGUGCUUGCUGCCGCAUCGUUAGUUGUAGCAUGUUGUCAUUAUAUGCAUCAGAGGAAAGGUAGUCGACGAAAGGAACUCGAGCGUGCUAUGCACCGUGCUUCGGAGUUGCAGACAGACAACUGCCAGGAGAGGACUCGCGUCGAGACUGUAUCCUCAAACGAUACCGAUACCCUGGUGCUCAGGGAGGAAGAGGCGGAGGAAGUCGAGCUGGAAGAUGUCAGGACGGGUCGCCGCGAUGCGUUCGGUAAAGAGGGCGGUGGCAUUGACCAUGAGAAAGAGUCGCAGGGCGGGAGGCAGACUUGA
Trematosphaeria pertusa is the source of this 417-nucleotide messenger RNA. RefSeq lists its product as uncharacterized. The coding region runs from base 1 to 417 and encodes 138 amino acids. NCBI's taxonomy places the organism in Eukaryota, Fungi, Ascomycota, Dothideomycetes, Pleosporales, Trematosphaeriaceae. The transcript is spliced from 2 exons. The record is from RefSeq and is a predicted model, not a curated record.